Molecule: messenger RNA, 2013 nt
Organism: Chironomus riparius
Lineage: Eukaryota; Metazoa; Arthropoda; Insecta; Diptera; Chironomidae
Source: the annotation of a GenBank genome assembly
GGUGGAUUAAGUGAAGUUUAAUUAUUUACACUCGCAGUGAUUAUAUGAAACGAAAACAACAUUUUAAAAAAAGUAUUUAAAAAUCAAUAAUUAAGAAAAAAAUUCAGUGUGCUGAAACAUCUUCAAAAAAAAAAGAUCUAAUCAUGUAGAAGAAAAAAGAUGCGAAUACUGAAACAUUAGUGAUAAAUAAAUUCGAAUUAAUUCAUAUGCCAUAGAAUAGGAUUAUUAAAAGCCAAAAAUCAAACGAUUUCUAAUUUUAAAAAUAUACAAAACGAUGAAAAUGCAAUUAAAAAAGCAAUUAUUUGGAUUAAGUCUUAUAAUAAGUCUUCUAAUAUCAAACUGUAGGUGUAAUGAUAUCAUAAAUGUUGGUGAGAAGACAGAAAUUGUACCGACAACGUUACUUCUUCCUACAAUAGCAACAACAGCAACUACAUUAUCAACACAAAUGGUAUUAGAAAAAGACUCAACGGAGCAAAUGAAUUAUAAAAAUAUUGUAAUGUCACUAUAUGUACCAGUUACAAAACUAGGACCAUGUCGUUAUAUUGAUGGUACACGUAAACAAAACCAUCAGUGUAGAAGAGACCCUGGAUUAGCGGAUGCACUCAGGGAUGCAAAAAAAAUUGCAAUGAGCCAUUGUGAAGAACAAUUUAAAUUUGAUCGAUGGAAUUGCUCGAUUGAGACGAAGGGAAAACGAAAUAUUUUUAAGAAGGUUUACAAAGAAACUGCAUUUGUUCAUGCUCUAACAGCGGCAGCUCUCACUUAUCAGAUAUCUCGAGCAUGCGCUGAAGGUAAAAUGUCACGAUGCCAAUGUGCAACUGAACGUCGUCCUGCAAUAACUGAUGCUACCGGUGCAAAAAAGUUUCAAUGGGGUGGAUGCAGUGACAAUGUGAAGCAUGGAAAGCGUGUAGCACGUAACUUUUUAGAGUUACAACCAAUUGACACUGAUGGUGAUGAAAUUUUUGAAAUUUUGCGACAUGAUGGUGAAGUUGGAAUAGCUACAUUAACUGGUGAUAUGGAAAAUAAAUGCAAAUGCCAUGGUGUUUCGGGGAGUUGCUCAAUGAAAACAUGUUGGCGAAAGUUGAGUGAUUUUAACGCAACAGCAGCUGCAUUGCGAGUGAAGUAUCAUCAAGCACUCAGAAAAAUUUCAUAUGCUAAAGCGUCACGUCGUGCCGCGAAACGAGAACAACGAGAACGAGUUGUGACGAUUGGAACAGGCUUCAAUGGGAGAAAAAAUUUUGGUAUUCUUGAGAGCACUGAUCCUGACUACGAGACAUUAUUUUAUCUUGAGCAGUCACCAACGUUUUGUGCACUCACAAAAGGGCGCCAAUGCAGUAGUCCAGAAAAUUGUGCAACUCUUUGCUGCGGACGUGGUUAUACCACGCGCGUCAUUAAGCAAGUGGAAAAAUGUAAAUGUCGCUUUUCAAAUGGCCGUUGUUGUACAAUCAUUUGUGAUUAUUGUGAGCGAUAUGAAGAUCGAUAUUACUGUAAAUAAAUGUCAUAACUUGGUUUUAAUAUCACUUUUUGAGUAAUGAAAAUUUGUCAGUUGGAAAUUGUGGACAAUAUAAAUGAUUUAUCAAAUUCAACUAAUGAUAGUCAUUGAGGACAACAAAAUAUGCUUUCCUUUUUAUAAUUUUUACAGUUUGAUUUAAUUACACGCUUUUUCAAAUUAGUCAGCAAAACACAUGGAUUGAAUAUUUUAGUAAAUUCCAAAUUAUGCGUCACGACACACCAGUUAAUCGCAAGAAUCUCUAGUUAUGUCUAGCUGUGUCACAAGAUUUUUCAUGAAUGGCCAAAUAAAACCUAUUUUUGUAUUAAAGCUUCAAAAAAAUAUCGCAAAACUCAUUUUUGAAGUUUGGAAAAAAUCGCCAAUUAAAAAGGAGUAUUGUUCUUAAACUGAUAUUUUAAAGUCAGUAUUGAUUAAUGAAAAUUAAUCUUUAGAUUAUUUGUUAAACAUCAAAUUUAAUUUUGUGAAUAUAUUCAUAUCCUUCCUAAGGAGUUUUUAAUAUUUUUCAG